Molecule: messenger RNA, 1062 nt
Organism: Saccostrea cuccullata (small rock oyster)
Lineage: Eukaryota; Metazoa; Mollusca; Bivalvia; Ostreida; Ostreidae
Product: 18 kDa learning-associated protein of slug-like
Exons: 4
Coding region: 80-442 (120 amino acids)
Biological process (GO): dendrite extension
Cellular component (GO): nucleolus
Molecular function (GO): RNA binding
Source: RefSeq, a predicted model, not a curated record
CACACCAAAGACCAAGAUAUCUAACAUAAACUUCCGGUGCAUUGACAGACACGUGCAGUACUUGAAAACAAAACCAGACAUGGCUAAGAGCAUCAGAAGCAAGCGGAAACGGAUGUUGAGAAACAUCAAGAGAGAGAGGUAUGCCAAAAAGGAACUGGAGAAGUUGAAGGAAAUCGUGGCAUUAGCUGAAAAAGAUAAAGAUACGGAAAUGAAAGACCUGUAUACAGUGACAAAACCCCUGGGAAGCAAAGACGACGCAGCAGCUGAACCCUCAGGUGAUGGUAUGGAAGUGGACUCUAAAGCUAGAGAUUCCAAAACUCUGCGUGAUGAGAACGGACAUUAUCCAGUGUGGAUGAAUUCACGACGCGUCAAAAAACACAAGAAAAGACUGCAGGCCAUCUCCAAGAAAAAAGAAAAGAAGCAGAAGGCCAAAAAGAAGUGAAGAUCCUAACAAGAUUGUAUAUUGUGUUUGUAAAUAGGGACAGAAUUCUUUGAGUGAAUGUAAUUGAAUGUAUUUUUUUAGUGGCAAUUAUUACCGGUACAUUGUAAUAUUUUUUCUUCAAAAAUUGAUUUUUUUAACCUAUUUCACUGGGAAGAGGGGGCAAUUUGAGGAGUGAUGUAGGACUUGGACUCUCUUAGCUAAGGUGUGGGCAAUUUGAGGGUGAUGUGGUGGGACUUUGACAAUAAAAUGCUUCCCUUGGUUGUAAAGCAUUGGAAUUAAUAUUGCAAGUGUUGGAAAAUACACAACCCACCAAAUUGUCUGCAGUAUAACUGUGAUUCUGGUGAAUUCCUAUACUUACAAAGAAAGAAUUUCAUCAUUAAUUGUGUAUUUAUGUCCAUGUAGAAAACCAUAUAAAGUACAUUCAUAUAUGUAAGUGUGUUAGAUAUUGGAUUAUUGAAGAUAUGUACUUUGUCAUUUGUGUACUGAUUGAAAGCUCAUCACUAAAGAAAUCGACACAGGUAGCUUGAAAAACUGCUUACUAUAGAUUAAGCAUUUACAGUUUGAUAAAUGACUUGUAAAUAUUUUCUUCAGAAAUAAAGAUAAUAUCUGGUAGAUGUAAA